ACUAGGUGUACAAGUACUGGUAGCUACUUGUACAGUACCAGAUAAUCUUUGCUCGCACCAACUGCUCCCGGGUCUCUCGUGAUACCUUCUACUACUGCCUACCCUGCAGUCGAUGUCUGAUAUACGGAGCAGACAUAUCACGUAGCGCAACGAUGAUAGGCCCAUGGGUGUGGAGACCAGAGAUCUAGGAACUGGAACGGGAACCUCGAACCUCCAAAAUGAUCACAUUCAGCCUUUGAGCCAGUCGUUGCACGAGACCUGUGAAUGAUGGUCACGCCUGUCUCUGAAUAGCGACAUUUCGCCCCCGCGACAGGGCACGAAGGUGGUGGUGCAUGGAAAUUCUCUCACCAUGAUUCUCAAGUCGGGUCCCAGGUCUGCGUCUCACAUCACUCAAGGCGGUGUUGUCGUCGUUGGGCAGUGCCGCGCGGCGUACGAGUAUUGUGUUUCUCAACCCUUCCCCCCCACUGCCCCAGGAAAUACCUAGGUAGAUACCUACCGACCUGAUACCGAUACCAAGUCCAUACCAAGUCUACCUCUACCUCUACCUCUACCUCUACCCCCAACACCACCACGGUCCGCAGCUUACACAACAUAUGCAACCUCCCCGACGGAUAUCACUUCCGCGUGGAACUCCCUCUAUAUCAUCCUAAUGUCUUCCUCCCGCAGGAGAACUCCAACAUGGACCGACCUCACCAUGACGCCGAAUAACGCAGCUCCCUCGGCCGAUACAUCGCCCCUCGCGUCUCCACGAUUCUCACGAACUCAGAGUGCCGUGAGCACCCACGAUGAGCGAACUCCGCUGCUGGGAGGCGGUCUCUCCCACGGUGCUGGUCGAUCCAGGAUUCGGCUGCAGGAUGCCAAUAAUGGCAAUGGAAGGCCUCGUCUUUCCCGCCAUGCGAGUGUUAAUGGUACUAGCUAUCCCACUCUACAAAUCGACCAUGUAUCUCUGAACUGAUCUUUCAUUUCCCAGGAAGUCUUCGGGCUGCAAGAAACCACAGUCGUGCCUCGUCUUGGGGAGCGCGGUUGGUGGGCGCCUUGUCUACCCACGACUCGAUGUCUGAAUCAAAAAGCAACUUGUAUACCGACGAGCGAGUUUGGUACGAUCAGUUCACCUCAACCGAUUGGGUGCACGACAGUAUUGCCGAUGCAUAUCGAGUAAAGGCUCUGCGAAGCCGGACGGAUAUUCGUGGGAAAAUACUGGCUUCGAUCGACGGUAUACAAGGCUGGAUACUGAGUGCUUUGGUUGGCUGUCUCACCGCACUUCUGGCAUAUUUUGUCGAUGUAUCCGAGUCUCCAUUUUUUGACUGGAAAGAUGGUUAUUGCUCGGAUGGAUUUCUCAUUAGCGAAAAGGUAUGUAUAUGGCAGGUUUCUUUCAUGUUUUUGGGACUGGACUUGCAGAUUCUACACUUCUUUCAAUUAAGAAGCCUAUAUUGUAUUCAGACUCGAACCCUGAAUACUCAAAUGCUUCCUCCAUGAACCAUGCUCCUUCUUUUGGGCAAUCCCAACCAGAGUUCUCCAACCCCAUACAGAAUGCCAGUAUCAUAUACAAAAAUCAAAUUCGGGUCACCUCUUAGUAUGUGGUACCUGACUAACAAGAAGAAUAGCACUGCUGCCCUGACGGAGGUCGAUGCGACGCCUGGAAAUCGUGGUCAACUUAUGUUCAAAUACCCCACGUCUCCGAAGACAUUGUGGAAUUUGUUAUCUUCGUAAUUUUGGUGGUGACGUUUGCGACUGUCUCUUGCUUGAUGACUUUGACGACCAAGACUAUCGUACCCUCAACAUAUCACAUAAGUACGCUCGAUGAAAAUCUGGCUGCAGAUCCCCGGGCGCCACAGGAACAAGACGAUGGUCCUGCCAGUCCCAAAUCCAAUGCAGAGGGCUCUUACAAGGGGGACAUGGUCUACUACUCAGCCGCGGGAAGUGGUGUUGCUGAAGUUCGAGUUAUUCUCAGUGGUUUCGUUUUGCACGGAUUUUUGGGCGUGAGAACAUUGGUGAUUAAGACUGCUGCAUUGAUUCUAAGUGUGGCUUCAGGUCUAAGCUUAGGAAAAGAGGGCCCCUUUGUGCAUAUUGCAACUUGCGUGGGUAACAUCGCCUGCCGACUGUUCUCCAAAUACGACCGGAACGAUGGGAAACGCAGAGAGGUAUUGUCGGCUGCUGCCGCGGCCGGUGUUGCAGUUGCUUUCGGAGCUCCUCUAGGCGGUGUUUUGUUCUCGUUGGAAGAAGUCGCGUAUUUUUUCCCUGCCAAAACUCUGUUUAGGACAUUCUUUUGCUGUAUCACUGCGGCUCUGUCACUCAAAUUCUUGAAUCCUUAUGGCACCAACAAAAUCGUUAUCUUUGAAGUUCGUUAUUUGAAGGACUGGGAAUUUUUUGAACUUGUUGGAUUUGCUUUAACUGGUGUACUUGGGGGCGCAGUUGGAGCCAUUUUCAUCAAAGCAUCUCGAGCUUGGGCCAAAUCUUUCCGAAAGAUAUCAGUCGUCAAAAAGCGGCCACUCCUUGAGGUUAUGCUUGUCGCUUUACUCACCGGUCUUGUCAGUUGGUGGAAUCCUUACACCAAGCUUCCUGUGGCGAAAUUGUUAUUCAACCUCUCGAGUCCGUGUGAUAUUAACAAACCUGAUGAAAUGGGACUUUGCCCAAGAGAUAUUGAUGACAUUUGGCCCAUAAUUCUAAGUCUCAGUAUCGCAUUCUUCAUUAAAGGCAUUUUGACAAUCAUCACUUUUGGAAUUGUAAGUCAGCCCGUGGCAAUAUCACUGAAUACCCGACUCUCCCAACCCUCAAAACAGGGCAAUUCAAUUAACUCUCCAACAGAAAGUCCCAGCUGGUAUUUAUGUACCUUCCAUGGUUGUAGGCGGUUUUCUUGGUCGCAUAGUAGGACACUUUAUGCAAUGGCUUGUUCUUCGAUUCCCCACCAAUCCAAUUUUUGGCAACUGUGCGGCUCACGCUGAUGGGACGUCGUGUAUUACUCCUGGUGUAUAUGCCCUCAUCGCAGCCGGAUCAACUAUGUGUGGUGUGACAAGGUUAUCCAUAACUCUCGCGGUCAUCUUGUUCGAGUUAACUGGAAGUCUUGAUUAUAUUCUGCCCUUCUCGCUUGCUAUCCUGGUCGCGAAAUGGACCGCGGACUUUUUGGAACCACUCAGCAUUUAUGUAAGUUGGUUUCGAAUUUCUCUUUUUACACUCACUAAUCUCGAUGUAGGAUCUUUUAACCAACAUGAACUCCUACCCAUUCUUAAACAACAAACAUAAGCCAGUCUUCACUUCAAACCUGAUUGAUAUCGUACCUCGAGUACGUCGCGAACGGGUUAUUGAUAUUUCCACCUCACCACUGGUCUCAGCAACCAGUCUUCGAACGAAACUGGAGAUUCUUCAUCAAGCUGGAGAGGUCGAUGGCGGUCUACCUAUUCUUCGAGAUGAGGUUCUCGUAGGACUGAUUCCAGCUCCUGAUCUAGCAUUUGCUCUGGAUAAUUUGGAAGACGAGGGCGAGACUUUGUGCUUGAUGACGAAGGUCCUGAGAAUGGAUGACUCUGAUGAUGAGGGAGCUGAUCCUACUGAUUUCACACCAUUUAUUGAUCCUGUAAGUUUUGAGAAAGCAUAAUAUGAUUGGGAGCAUACUGAUAGAUGCUCGUGUAGGCGCCUUUGGCACUUGAUAUUCACUCACCUAUGGAUCUUGUUUAUGAGUGUUUUGUCAAGUUGGGGUUGAGAUAUGUUUGUGUGAAUCGGGAUGGUCGAUUUGCUGGUCUUGUAAGUUGAAUCUUGAUAUCCCCAUUAUGCGUCGUAGGAUUUUACUAAUUUCCUGGAACAGACGCAUAAAAAGACCUUUGUAAAAUACAUGCGAGAGAUGGAGGAGAAAGAGGGGCAUGUUUGAUUCUUGAGCAUUACGCCCCCUUUCUACAUUGUGUUUUUAGGCUCACGCCUUACGCUGCAUUGCGAACUCGCCUUUUACGCAUUUCCUGGGUUGUUUUUUUUCGUCUCUUCUCUCUGGGGUGUUAUGGCGUUCCUUUUUUCUGACGGCGGACUUUUGAUAUGUGGUAUUUUGUUUUGUGGGUUUCCCUUGUUGGGUUUUCUUAUUAUUUUCAUUUAAUACUCUUUUUUUAAGAGCAUGAAGUACGUAUCUGGGUAUGAUGGCAUUUUCUUCUAUGGUACCUUGCAUGGUCUUUUCGCGUCUGCACGUUUGUUACCGACUAUUGCUGGCGUUGAUGUUUUGCUUUUUUUGUGGUUGGAGGGGUCGUUGGUGAGAGA
Molecule: messenger RNA, 4233 nt
Organism: Hymenoscyphus albidus
Lineage: Eukaryota; Fungi; Ascomycota; Leotiomycetes; Helotiales; Helotiaceae
Source: the annotation of a GenBank genome assembly